AUGACAGACAGCGACUCGCUGGAGGAGAUGCGUUUAGUGAAUAACAUACAACCGAUAUAUUCAUACACCGAAAUUGGGGAGGAAGAUGAUGUUCAAUUCGACUUGUCAGAGAUGCAGCAUCGCGACAAAAUGGCGAUUCCAAAACACGACGGUAAAACGAGGACGACUGAACAAUUGAAGGAUUUGCACGAAAAUGAAGUUAAUAUCCCCAAAGCUUACGAGACAGCGCUUUCUGAAGCUGGUUUUGGACGUUACCAGAUUCAGUUAUUUUUUGUAUUAGGUUUAGGGAUAAUGGCGGACGGUGUAGAAGUGUUUCUAAUGGGAUACGUCUUGUCAAGUGCUGACCGAGAACUAUGUUUAAGUGACUGGGAGAAAGGAUGGUUAAGUGGCAUGGUCUUUGUUGGUAUGUUAAUUGGUGCUCUAACUUGGGGAUAUGUUUCUGAUAGAAUUGGUAGACGACAUACCUUGAUAAUUUGCCUUUCUGUCAAUGCAAUUUUCGCAUUUAGCUCGGCAUUCGUUCAAACGUUUGUGCAAUUCCUUGUAUUUCGAUUUGGGGCUGGGAUUGGUGUCGGCGGGUCGAUUCCUGUGGCGUAUUCUUAUUAUGGUGAAUUUACACCCAGAGAGCAUCGCGCCUCCCACCUGAGCUGGCUCAACAUUUUCUAUGGUAUUGCGGGCGUGUUUGCUGCAGCGAUGGGAUUGGCAAUCAUCCCCACUAACGGUAUGGCCGGUAAAUGUACCGAGGCUACUGACGUGUUGGCAGAAGUUUACAAACAAAACCACGGAUCGUCUGGAGUUAACAUGUAUGAAGAGAGGACCGCUGACAAUUUCAAAUAUUCAAAUAAGAUCACUUGUGACGAAUCUGGUGUGAAUGCAAAAGAAUUGCUGACGCCGUAUGGAAAAUGCGGUGAGAUAUUUGACUCGUUUAUUGGUUUAUUUCAACAACCACUAGUGGUCAUAACGUUUCUACUAAUGACGGGUUGGUUUUCCUCAUCAUAUGGUUUCUAUGGACUGACGUUAUGGUUUCCUGAAUACAUUAAAAGGAUUCAGAUAGCCGAGUAUUUUAGCAAUACAGAGACCACACGCAAGGAAUCAUUCGCCGACAUGGCGUUCACAGACGAUAUCACAAACAGAAUGUUCUAUAACGUCACAUUUCAAAACGUCACAUUCGAAAAUUUGCAUAUGGAAAAUGCAAAUUUCCACGGCAGUGAAUUCAUCGAUGUAGUGUUUCAGGAUGUGACGUCAGCGGGAACGUAUUUCUACAACUGCGACUUUCAUAGUACCAUAUUCAACAGCACAAAUUUCUAUGACAACAGAUUUAUAAAUGCGACAAUGAACCAAACUUUGUUUAUGAACACUAGAGGUGGCUGUGAGCUGGAUUUUAGUCUAUCGUACAACGCUUCAAGGGUGUACUUGGAGAUAUUGAUUGCAAUGUUAGGAGGAAUCCCCGGGGUUGUUAUUUCAGCGCUACUUAUGGAUAAAAUAGGCCCGAAGAUAAUUUGCAUGUCGUCUGCAGGCUUUUCUGCAGUUAGUGUAUUCUUCAUUUGGUUUAUCAAUACUGAGAUUUCGGCUGCUGUUAUGCUCUCUGCCGUGCAGUGUUUUGCAUUUGGUUUCCUGACCGCUAUAGCACGGAUUGGCGGAUUUCUUGGUAACGUCACGUUUGGCCGAUAUAUUGGUGUCAACAAAUCUAUUCCACUCUUACUCGCAGCUUUCAUAUUUUUCGUGGGAGGUGGAGUCUCUCUUAUAUUACCGAAUAUCAAAGGCGUCUUGCUUUUGUAA
Molecule: messenger RNA, 1776 nt
Organism: Saccoglossus kowalevskii
Lineage: Eukaryota; Metazoa; Hemichordata; Enteropneusta; Harrimaniidae
Product: synaptic vesicle glycoprotein 2C-like
Biological process (GO): transmembrane transport
Cellular component (GO): membrane
Molecular function (GO): transmembrane transporter activity
Source: RefSeq, a predicted model, not a curated record